GUAGCAGUUUGGCUUCAGUCAGCGGGUAGUGCUUGGCCUGCUUAGUACGGGUAGCCGCGGUGCAUUAGUGCAUAGCUAGCCGGUGUAUGGAGUUGCGAAGUACCGGACUUCCCGUGGAGGGAGUCACCGCCCUUCCAGGGGAUAAUGACGACUACGAGACCUUACCGGCUGGGGCAUCCCCUGUUACGCAUAUGCUGGCUGGUGCGGUUGCGGGGGUCCUGGAGCACACCGUAAUGUACCCCGUGGACUCGGUCAAGACCCGAAUGCAGAGUUUGCAGCCAGACCCCAAAGCCCAGUACAAAGGUGUUGGGGAGGCCCUGAAACGCAUGGUGCGGACGGAGGGUUUGCUGACGCCCCUAAGGGGGAUCAACGUGACUAUGCUGGGAGCGGGCCCGGCCCACGCCUUGUACUUCGCCUGCUACGAGAAGAUGAAAACCACUAUAGGAGGCAUGAUCAAUCACGCUGGCAACAGCCAUGUGGCUAAUGGGGUUGCAGGAAGUUUGGCAACGCUUCUUCACGAUGCCGUCAUGAAUCCAGCGGAAGUGGUAAAACAGAGAAUGCAGAUGUACAACUCUCCCUACAGAAACAUGCUGGACUGCAUUCGGACCGUUACCAAAACAGAAGGAGUGGGCGCUUUCUAUCGCAGCUACACCACUCAGCUCACCAUGAACAUCCCCUUUCAAGCCAUUCACUUCAUUACGUAUGAGUUCACUCAGGAACGGCUCAAUCCGCAGAGGCAGUAUCACCCUGGCACACACAUAGUGUCUGGAGCCAUUGCCGGGGCAGUGGCCGCUGCAGCCACUACUCCUCUGGAUGUGUGCAAGACUCUACUCAACACACAAGAAUACGUGGUCGUUAGUUCUGCUCACGUCAACGGACACCUCUCUGGCAUGGUCAAUGCUUUUCGGACGGUGUACCAGUUGGGUGGCGUAGCAGGGUACUUCAAGGGAGUGCAAGCCCGGAUCAUAUAUCAGAUGCCUUCCACCGCCAUUGCGUGGUCUGUGUACGAAUUCUUUAAGUAUUUUCUAACCCAACACCACUUGUAGGCCUCGGACUGACUGUACACCGGAGACUCCGCACUAGAUGGGCAGAAUCAUUGCGCGAGAGGGUGCAAAGCUGCCAUAUAACGUUAUUCCAUUUGGAGCAAGUCACGCCGGAUACCAGCUAGUCGCAAUGUGGGCUUCAUUUCAAGAUUAUGUAAGACCCCCAAGGUGUGGCUUAGGGACCGGACGCGUUGGGUCGUAUUUAUAAAGAGCAGUCCCGGUAGUAAAAUACUAAAUAUAGGCGAUCAGAAUCAUUCCAUUUCUUUUCAUGGUGAUUGUUACUCAAAACUGCUUUUUAUAAAUAUGGUCUGUUGAAUGCCCGCAGGGGGUGUUAUGAAGUAUAUUGCGUCUCAUUCGUACCUGACAUCGUUACAUGCAAAAUGGGGGGUAAAGGUGUCUACCAUCAACUCAAAAGCUCUUGCUAACGCUUCUACGGAUAAUGCCUCAAUGAGUGAUUAGCGAAUGUGUUGGCGUUCUUGCUGUAAUGGAUUGUGACUCCAGCAGUGCUGUGUAGUUCUUCCGCUGUAACGGCAGACUGUGCGAUUUAAAGAGAUUCGCCGUUCACGCCGUUGAAAAGUUGUGCACGCGGCGCCCUUUCCCAAUAUAUAUUUUAUUUACAUAUUUAAUAUUUUAAUAGAAUUUUUAAAAUGAACUCCGCACAAGUCCGUUGAUUUUUUGUUCUUUUUAGCAUCGAUAUUAUUGUUGAACAAAUAGAAGCUGCACAUCAACGCUGAAGUUUAUAUUCUCGCUCGUGCGACCUUGGGGUUGCAUCUCAUUCAAUGUAAAAAUGUUCGUAGAGAUUAAAUCUAUAUUUUUAUGUAUAUAAUAUACAGUAUAAUCAAUGAGUGUA
Spea bombifrons (plains spadefoot toad) is the source of this 1893-nucleotide messenger RNA. RefSeq names its product solute carrier family 25 member 37 (gene SLC25A37). Gene Ontology annotation, biological process: iron import into the mitochondrion. Gene Ontology annotation, cellular component: mitochondrial membrane. NCBI's taxonomy places the organism in Eukaryota, Metazoa, Chordata, Amphibia, Anura, Pelobatidae. The coding region runs from base 87 to 1046 and encodes 319 amino acids. The transcript is spliced from 4 exons. The record is from RefSeq and is a predicted model, not a curated record. Gene Ontology annotation, molecular function: ferrous iron transmembrane transporter activity.